UGUAUUUUGAUUCGCACUCGAAAAUGCGAAUUUCCAAAUUUUUACUGCUGCUGGGUACUCUUCUAUCCUUGGUCGCCUUGCAAGUGACGGAAGGUCACAGAGAUGGCAGCUACGAUGUUGCACGUGGUGGUAAAGGUGAAAAAUCUUCGGGAUCCAUGAAAGGAAAGGAAGCACCUGGUGGUAAACGGAAGGGCAACAGGAAUUCAUCUUCAGCCUCGUCCUCUUCGGAAGAAGAUGACGAUGAAUACGAUGAGAAGGUCCGCAUUUCAGAUCAAGCAAAACGAGCGGCCCGUGAAAAGAAUCAAAAGAUGAAGGUUACGACAACUGUAAAACCUGCGAAAGGGAGAAAACAAACAACUACCACAGUAAAGCCCACGAAAGGUGGAAAAAAGACUACGAAGAAACCCACAAAAAAUGGAAAACAAGUUAUGACAACCAAGAAAAAGAUUGGUUCAACUACGAGAAAAUUGACCACGAAGAAGCUUACUACGCUCUUAACUAAAUCCACAAGAAGAGUUCCUACAAAGAAACCACUGUCUACUACAUUUAGACCGUUCAACAAUACCAUGGUAACACCAGUAAACUGUUCAAUGAUGAACUGGAACUUCACGACGCCGGCUCCUCGCAUCAACGCUUCUUCGACAAUUGACGCCAUUGCAGUAACUAGUCCGUUACCUGUGGAGUUGAGUACUACCACUGAGGAACCAAUGACAACUACCACAACUACUGAAGAACCGACAACAACAACGGAGGAACCGACUACAACAACUGAAGAACCAACCACCACGACAACGACAACAGAAAAACCAACGACUAGAAGAACGACAACCACGACUGAAGAACCAACGACUACGACGACGACAACAACAACAACCACGACUGAAGAACCCACAACAACAACGACGACAACAACAACCGAAGAACCGACAACCACGACAACAGAACAGACGACAACCACAGAAGAAUCCACUACUACGACAACAACCGAGGAACCAACAACGACUACUUCAACGACAACCGCUCUUCCGACAACAAAGCAAGCCAUUGCUUCGACGCUCUUCCCUUCCAGAGAAAACGGUCAAUCGGGUUCCGGUGGCGUCCGAGUGACAACGACGACAACAACAACAUCAAGAAGCCCAUUCGGGAACAACAACAAUAACAACCGAGGCAAUGAUGACCGAGGUGGACGUGGAGGACGCGAUAAUGGUAGAGGCGGUCGUGACAAAAGCCGUACCGGUGAUCGAGGUGGACCCGGUGCUGCUGUCGAUAGCACCGAAGAACGUGGAGCAGGAGGAGGUCCUCCCGGUGGAAACGGUGGGGGAGGUGGUCGUGAGUUCGGUUUAGGUGGAGGUAACGGCCGUAAUGAUGGUCGUGGAUCUCGGGAUAUGACACCUGUCAGACGGAACGAGCCUAGCAAUGGUCGAGGUUCAGGUGGGAUGUUUAACCCACGAAAUGGAUUGUUUUAG
Messenger RNA from Uranotaenia lowii, 1466 nucleotides. RefSeq names its product integumentary mucin C.1-like. NCBI's taxonomy places the organism in Eukaryota, Metazoa, Arthropoda, Insecta, Diptera, Culicidae. The record is from RefSeq and is a predicted model, not a curated record. The transcript has 2 exons. The coding region runs from base 24 to 1466 and encodes 480 amino acids.